Chelonus insularis is the source of this 2801-nucleotide messenger RNA. Its product is annotated as protein HID1. The transcript is spliced from 6 exons. Gene Ontology annotation, cellular component: Golgi medial cisterna; Golgi trans cisterna; membrane. NCBI's taxonomy places the organism in Eukaryota, Metazoa, Arthropoda, Insecta, Hymenoptera, Braconidae. Bases 289 to 2628 code for a protein of 779 amino acids. The record is from RefSeq and is a predicted model, not a curated record.
UUAGUUUAUAAUUUGUGUGGGAGGGAUUAUAUCGUCAUUAUAACAACGUCACUGUAACACCAAACGUCAAGAUAUGGACUGUUAUCGAACGUUUUUUUAUUGAUGAUAUAGCCACGACAACGUGUUGUACGUGGACAUGGAAUUAUUUGAUUUCUGUAUUAUUUGAAAUUUGUAAAUAACCUGUAGACUAUUUUACACGAUUUUAUACUCUGUUAUAUUUGAUACAGAUUAGUUAUUUUGUGUUUAAAGCUGCUUGAAUUUUUUUCUCUGUAAACGAAUUCUUUCAACAUGGGUAAUGCCGAUACAAAACUUAAUUUCCGUAAAGCUGUUGUCCAAUUAACUUCAAAAACUCAAGUGAUUGACGCGAAUGAUGAUAAUUUUUGGGAUCAAUUUUGGUCUGAAAAUGUUUCAAGUGUUCAAGAUAUAUUUACAUUAAUUCCUGCAACGGAAAUUCGUCUUUUACGAGAAGAAGCACCAUCUAAUUUGGCAACAUUAUGUUACAAAGCUGUGGAAAAGCUAGUUAAAGCUGUCGAUAGCAGCUGUAGAACUCAAAGAGAACAUAUGACAGUUUUAAAUUGUUGUCGUUUAUUAACAAGACUUCUUCCAUAUAUUUUUGAAGAUCCAGAUUGGAAAGGAUUUUUUUGGUCAAGUUUACCUGGAAAAGAAGAAAACGAUGAAAGUGUUCCAUUGGCUCAUUCUUUAUUAAAUGCUCUUUGUGACCUUUUAUUUUGUCCAGAUUUUACAGUUGUUUUAGGACGUAAAAGUGGGCCAGAUAAAGCUGAAGAAUUACAAUCAAUAGACAGCUGUGAGUAUAUUUGGGAAGCAGGGGUAGGCUUUGCUCAUUCGCCCCCUCGUUAUCCGAUUCUCGAUGCAAACAGAACAGAACUUUUAAAGCUACUACUCACAUGCUUCAGCGAAUCCAUGUAUAAUCCUCCCAGUGAUCUUUCUGUCAUGCCUAAUAAAUGGAUACAACAUUUUACUAGCGCAGAAAAUCGACAUGCUUUGCCGAUGUUCACAUCUUUAAUUAAUACUGUAUGUGCAUAUAAUCCUGUUGGACUUGGUGUUCCUUAUAAUCACCUCAUUUUCACGGAUUCAUUGGAGCCUCUUGUUGAUGUUGCUUUGCAAAUUUUAAUUGUGACACUUGACCAUGAUACUACUGGAAGUGCUGCUACUUGUGAAGAGUCUGCUAUUGCUGGAGAUAAUUUGUUCAUUAAUUACUUAAGUCGUAUUCACAGAGAUGAAGACUUUCAAUUUGUAUUAGAAGGAAUUACAAGAUUAUUGAACAAUCCUUUGACACAAACUUACUUGCCUAAUUCAACGAAGAAAGUCCAUUUUCAUCAGGAGCUAUUAGUGUUCUUCUGGAAAAUGUGUGAUUAUAAUAAAAAAUUUUUAUACUAUGUACUCAAAAGUUCAGAUGUGCUUGAAGUACUAGUGCCUAUUUUAUAUCAUCUCAAUGACUCUCGGGCUGAUCAAUCCCGAGUUGGACUUAUGCAUAUCGGUGUGUUUAUUCUACUUCUUUUAAGUGGGGAACGAAAUUUUGGUGUAAGACUUAAUAAGCCAUACACAGCAACAGUACCAAUGGACAUUCCUGUUUUUACUGGCACACAUGCUGAUCUCUUAGUAACAGUAUUUUACAAAAUUAUUACAACUGGCCAUCAAAGACUUCAACCUCUUUUUGACUGUUUACUCACAAUUUUGGUAAAUGUAUCUCCUUACCUUAAAACACUAUCAAUGGUAGCCAGUACAAAAUUACUGCAUUUACUCGAAGCAUUUAGUGCUCCUUGGUUUUUAUUUUCAUCACCUACCAACCAUCAUUUGGUAUUUUUCCUGCUAGAGAUUUUUAAUAACAUAAUCCAGUAUCAAUUUGAUGGAAAUAGCAAUUUGGUUUAUACAAUCAUUCGUAAGAGACAAGUUUUUCAUGCUUUGGCAAAUCUUCCGAGUGACUGUAGUUCGAUUGCAAUGAAUAAAAAACAACGAAGACGGAUACCAUCACCAAGCACAUCGACAGAUAAUGUAAGUGAGAUAACAAUGGAAGGAUCACAUCCAGCUCAGCCUGCUGAACCUGGAACGUUAAAUGCAACUUUAUUAGAGACACCAGGUAUUGAAAAAAUGACUGAAAAAGAAUCAGCACAUCCUCUCAGUCCUUCUGUUGAUGUCAAUAUCAAUAAAAACACUGCUAUUAAUGGAAAACAAGAUGAAAAUAGUCGAACAGAAAAUCAAAACAAGAAUAAAUCUAUUGUUCAUAAAGGAAGUAUUAGAGUUUCUGAUGAGCAAACUAAUAUGAGUAAUCAAUGGGUACCUACAAGUGAAUGGGUUUAUCAAUGGAAAUCGAAACUUCCUUUACAGACAAUAAUGAGAUUAUUGCAAGUGUUGGUUCCACAGGUUGAGAAAAUUUGUAUCGAUAAGGGUUUAACUGAUGAAAGUGAGAUUCUCAAAUUUCUGCAACAUGGUACUUUAGUAGGGCUUUUACCAGUUCCACAUCCGAUACUCAUUCGUAGAUAUCAAGCAAAUGCUGGUACAACAGCUUGGUUCCGUACCUAUAUGUGGGGAGUAAUAUAUUUAAGAAAUGUUGAACCACCAAUUUGGUAUGAUACAGAUGUAAAACUCUUUGAAAUUCAACGAGUUUAGGAGUAAUAAUGAUCUCACGAGUGCAUAUAUACAAAAAGAAAUUUAUUUAUUCACUAGAUUAAUACAUCUGUACAGUUUUGAUGUAUGCAAUUUAAUCAAUUACAUUUCUCAAAAUAUUAAUAUUAAUAUAUUUAAAAAAAACAAAUAUACCGCUUCAUACAGUGCACUACUAA